Messenger RNA from Mustela erminea (ermine), 1948 nucleotides. RefSeq names its product G-patch domain and ankyrin repeats 1 (gene GPANK1). The transcript is spliced from 3 exons. The record is from RefSeq and is a predicted model, not a curated record. Lineage: Eukaryota; Metazoa; Chordata; Mammalia; Carnivora; Mustelidae. The coding region runs from base 719 to 1774 and encodes 351 amino acids. Gene Ontology annotation, molecular function: protein binding; nucleic acid binding.
CCACCGUGUCCUCAUUGCCUGUCGAGCCUCUCGCCCAAGUCAGGCCCGCCACUGAAGGCCCCGUCGGGGCCCCAGUUUCACCCCGGGGUCUGGUCUCCUCAGGCGGGAGUCACGCGUGCGUGUUCGGGUCAUUUGAUCGUCAGUUCCUUUGCUUAGAGUGGCGCCGUUUCGCCGUACGGAGACUACGAAGUCACAGAGACUGGAGCUUCUCCCCCUGCUCUCUCUCUUAUUUCUGUGUUAAAGCCUGUUUUUAUUUGGGAAGAUGAGACCCGGACAUAGGAUCAAGGAAGAUUUAAAAGGCUAGGCUGAUUGUUUUCUUUUUUCCUUUUCUUUCUUUCUUUUUUGGCCGAUUGUUUUCUUAAUGGUACAUCUUAUGUGGUGGUCAAGUUUCAGAGGGAAGCUGUUUUUAUUAUUGGUGAGGACGGGGAGGGGGGCAGAACGCAACCUCUGGGCAACUUCAUUGAAUCUUCUUUGUUAAAAUAACCUUUAGUAAACUGUAUGGGCAGUUAUUAUAGGGUUCCCUGUUUCUCCACAUGACCUAUGGUCCUAGGUUGUGAGGUCACUUAGGGAACGAGAGGGUUUUUUUACUUUAAGGUUAUUUCUCGUCCCAGCAGGUCUCUGGGGGGUGGUUCUGGUCAGUGCAGAGCCACCAAGGGAUUGGCUUGCUUGUCUCAUACUCCCUUAAUCUAGUCUCAUCUUCUCAGUUCUCCCAAAAGCAAUGUCUAGGCCCUCCCUCAUCAGCUUCACUCCAGCCACCAACCCCAGUGACCUCUGGAAAGAUGGGCAGCAACAGUCACAGCCUGAAGAGCUGGAGCCCACCUUGGAUGGGACUGCAGCCCGGGCUUUUUAUGAGGCCGUGAUUGCAGAUGAGAGCAGGGUCCUUGAAUCUCAGAGAUCUCAGCCUGAACCUACCAAUAAGAGAAAGAGGAAGAAGAGAAGAAUGAUGAGGGAAGCUGCUGCAGGAGCCUCAGGAGGACAUGGACAAAGGAGAUCCCUUGAGGCAGAGGACAAGAUGACCCAGUGGAUACUGAGGGCAGCUCAGGAGGGAGACCUGGCAGAACUAAGAAGGCUGUUGGAUCCCCGUGAGGAAGGGGGAGCUGGGGGCAAUAUCAACGCUCGGGAUGCCUUCUGGUGGACCCCCCUGAUGUGUGCUGCUCGAGCAGGCCAGGGGGCUGCUGUGCGUUAUCUCCUGGGCCGUGGAGCUGCCUGGGUAGGCGUCUGCGAGCUGGGUGGCAAGGAUGCUGCUCAGCUGGCCGAAGAAGCAGGUUUCCCUGAGGUGGCGCGCAUGGUCAGAGAGAGCCAUGGAGAGACGAGGAGUACAGAGAACAGGUCCCAGUCCCCCUCCCUCCGGUACUGUGAGACCUGUGAUGUCCACUUUCAAGACUCUAACCAUUAUACAUCCACUGCUCACCUGCUAUCACUGCCCCGUGAUCUCAGGUCCCCCAACCUGCCCAUUGGGGUUUCCGCCUCCAGCCCAGGCUUCAAGUUGCUGCUGAGGGGUGGCUGGGAGCCUGGAAUGGGGCUGGGACCCCGGGGUGAGGGCCGCACCAACCCCAUCCCAACUGUCCUCAAGAGGGACCAGGAAGGAUUAGGCUACAGAUCAGUGCCCCAACCCCGAGUCACACACUUCCUGGCUCGAGAUACUCGGGCCGUGGCUGGGAGGGAGAGAGCCCCUCGGGUGACCACAUUGAGCCGGAGGGAGAAGAGAAGGCAGGAGGAGAAGGACAGGGCCUGGGAGCGGGAUCUGAGAACAUACAUGAACCUUGAGUUCUGACCUUGGUAAGUAAGGUCUGAUCCUGGUCUGUUGCUAAAGUCUGAACCUGGACCUAGGAACUUUGGCUUUUACUUUCUGGGGUCUCCAGGUCCCAGAUCGUCAGAUUUUAGUCGGUGGGCUCUGCCUUUGGAAGAGAGGAGCUGAGAGCUGAAAAUAAAUCAAACUUCUUCCUCU